This is a messenger RNA of Daphnia pulex (common water flea), 855 nucleotides long. Its product is annotated as small heat shock protein OV25-1-like. The transcript is spliced from 4 exons. NCBI's taxonomy places the organism in Eukaryota, Metazoa, Arthropoda, Branchiopoda, Diplostraca, Daphniidae. The record is from RefSeq and is a predicted model, not a curated record. Gene Ontology annotation, biological process: response to heat; protein refolding. Gene Ontology annotation, molecular function: protein folding chaperone. Bases 76 to 741 code for a protein of 221 amino acids.
AUAGCUCAGUCGAAUUGUUUGGUAUUACGAGUGAACAUAUAAUCAUUAACGUUAAUAAUUUCUUUCCCAUUGAUUAUGGCUCUGUGGUGUUACGAUCCUUCGUCCGACUAUUGUUGCAUGGGUAGACCUUGUCCGUGGAGAGAUAGUUGGCGAUGUUUUCAACCGGAGCCUCUGUUCCGCUGGGCGGACACGUCCCCGCUUCAUUCUCUCUUGUCGCAUGGCUUUUUGCCCAGCACUCCGGCCGGAAGGACAUCAGGAGCGAUUCGAGAAGUUGAGUGCGACAAAGAAAAGUAUCAGGUGACUCUUAACCUGGGAAACUUCAAGUCGAACGAGAUCAAUGUCAAAUUAGUUGACCAGACGUUGGUGGUUUGCGCCGAGCAUGACGAAAAGCCGGACGAAUCUGGCCACAUCUUCCGUCGCCUGAAGCGUCGUUAUUACCUCCCGCCGAACGUGGACUUUGAUAAUUUGAAUGCAACUCUGUCCGAUGACGGUACGCUGGUAGUCUGUGCGCAAAGGAAGGCCAUUGAAGCGGGAAAUGAGCGUGAAAUCGAAGUUAAAAAGCUACCCGCAGAAUCCAAAUCGCAGCCUCAAGUAUCCGAGAAAACCGAACAAGUUACAGCUGGCACGGAAAAAUGUCCAGAGAAAUGUCAAGAAAAAUGCGCAGAACAGGAAACUGGCAAAGGGAAAAGUGAGAAAAGUACCAACAUCCCCGUCGGUCGCGAGGUUGGCGACAAGAAGUGAGAAAAUGUUGAAGAUGGAGCCAAAAAUCAAGUUUAGAAAUUGGUUGUAACAUUUUACUUAAAUUUAAGUACUUGCUUACGCUCGGCGUACCCUUUAAUAAACAUUAAAAGCCUU